Messenger RNA from Miscanthus lutarioriparius, 1008 nucleotides. The record is from the annotation of a GenBank genome assembly. Lineage: Eukaryota; Viridiplantae; Streptophyta; Magnoliopsida; Poales; Poaceae.
AUGACGCUGGAAGCUCUGUGCACGACCAGCAGCGACGUCCUCGUCUACGACACCUUCAACGCCGCCGCCGCCGCUGCGUGCGCCGCUUCUGCGGGGACGGGGAGCUUCCUCUUCGGCAAUGCAGCACCGGUGGAGGUGCCGCCGGCGUCCCAGGCGAACGGGGAGAACGGCGUGCAGCAGGUGCGGAGGAAGCGGCGGCGGCGGCAGAGGAGCACCAAGAGCGCCGAGGAUGCCGAGAGCCAGCGGAUGACCCACAUCGCCGUCGAGCGCAACCGCCGCCGCCAGAUGAACGAGUACCUCGCCGCGCUCCGCUCGCUCAUGCCGGACUCCUACGUCCACCGGAGCGAUCAGGCGUCCAUCGUUAGCGGCGCCAUCGAUUUCGUGAAGGAGCUCGAGCAGCAGCUGCAGUCCCUGGAGGCGCAGAAGCUGGCUUUGAACCGGAAGCUGCAGCAGCAGCGCAGCGACACGGCGGCGGAGCGCGACGCGGCGCAAUCGGCACCAGGCCGUGAUGACCCCGCGUCCGCCGGCAACCCCGGCGCGGGCGCGGGCGCGGAUGCCGCGGCGCGCAGCGAGGGGUCGGCGCUGGAGCCGGAGCCGCAGGCGCCUCCGUUCGCGCGGUUCUUCCGGUACCCGCAGUACGCGUGGCGCCACGCCACGCCAACGCGGGAGGACGCUACUGUCGUGGUCGGCGCGGGCGCUGAGGAGGCGAGCCGCGCGUCCGCGGUGGCGGACGUGGAGGUGGGCGUGGUGGUGGACGCGCACGCCAGCCUCCGCGUGAUGGCGCCGCGGCGGCCCGGGCAGCUGCUGCGGAUGGUGGCCGGGAUGCAGGCGCUCGGCCUCGCCGUGCUGCACCUCAACGUGGUCACCGCGCCCGACGCCACGGCGCUCUACACGCUCAGCCUCAAGGUGGAGGAAGGGUGCGGCCUGGCGACGGCGGAGGACAUCGCCGCGGCGGUGCACCAUGUCCUCUGCAUCAUCGACGCGGAGGCGAGCAGCAGGGCAGCCUAG